ACACACGAGGAAAAUCUCACGAAGGAGGCGCUUGACACAUUAAAUUACCUUGAACAGCUGCUGGCAGGAUUGUUGAAUUAUUUUCUMACGUUUUCCCAUUUCAGCACAACAUUGCAUAUUUAUUUUUUUUGUCUUUGAGGUGUCCCUGUAAGUCGCAGCCCUGCAUUCCAAAAAGGAAGACGAGUACUUCGCCAUGAGCUCCGACGGGGAUGGUGACAUGGAGAAUCAGGCUGAGCUGGAAGAAAAGACCAGGCUUAUAAACCAGGUGUUGGAGCUUCAGCACACUCUAGAAGACCUGUCGUCGCGUGUGGAUGCGGUGAAGGAGGAGAACCUGAAGUUGAAGUCUGAGAACCAGGUUCUGGGUCAGUACAUCGAGAACCUUAUGUCUGCCUCCAGCGUGUUCCAGACCACUGACACCAAGAGCAAACGAAAAUAAGGGACCAGACAAGAACCGCCACUGCCCUCCUAAACCAACCCCCCUCUACCUUCAGCCCUC
Messenger RNA from Salvelinus sp. IW2-2015, 496 nucleotides. Its product is annotated as short coiled-coil protein B. The record is from RefSeq and is a predicted model, not a curated record. Gene Ontology annotation, cellular component: trans-Golgi network. Lineage: Eukaryota; Metazoa; Chordata; Actinopteri; Salmoniformes; Salmonidae.